Molecule: messenger RNA, 3939 nt
Organism: Bombus terrestris (buff-tailed bumblebee)
Lineage: Eukaryota; Metazoa; Arthropoda; Insecta; Hymenoptera; Apidae
Product: facilitated trehalose transporter Tret1
Exons: 1
Coding region: 672-2135 (487 amino acids)
Biological process (GO): transmembrane transport
Cellular component (GO): membrane
Molecular function (GO): transmembrane transporter activity
Source: RefSeq, a predicted model, not a curated record
UCCUUAUUACUGUCUUUCCUAUAAUUCGAUUCAAUAAUUCGUAAUUCUGUAUGUGAAUUUUACAUUUUUCCUUCGGCGGCAGAGCUCAAUCCCACGAUGAAAUAUAAAUUUUCUUUUGGUACGCACUUCUACAGUCCUGUCUUUGCUCGUGGCCGACAAAUAACGCAGUGAAUCACAACAUCGAAGCAGAGAAUGAAUUGCAUAAUUCUGGUGCAAAUGACUGUUCGUCAACGCUCGGAUUAUUUCCAUAUUCAACUACGUAUGAUUGGUCAUGUACACUGCUCUACAUGGUAGGAGGGAUAGAAUAAAUCUAGAAAGAGAAUUUUGAAAGAGAAUUGUUGCGUUCUUUCGAUCAGUCAUAUCUCUUCUACACACGGUACACGUGCAACAGUUUUGAUUUAUAUUCUCCGGCAUUCAAAAAAUUUAGUAAAGAAUCUAGUGAAAGUGAAAACGUGAAUUUUAUACGCUGCGUGAUCAAACAAAAAUACCGAAACCAUUCGUUAAAACAUUAAAAACACAAAAGCUGUGUGUUAAAAUAUUGCAAAAAAAAAAAAAACAAAAACACUUAUCCAUUUUCGUUCAAAAUUCGGAUUACUUAAGAUGUGGGCUAUUCUGAUUAACAAUCAAAACUGAAUUUCAAAGUGUAUGUCAACAUCGCUUAAUUCCAAUAAAUGAGAGCACAUCGAUCAAUAAAGAUGGAAACAAUCAGAAAAUCGGACGAACCUCAAUGGAUAUUUAGUACCAGGCAGCUCGUAGCGACGUUAAGCCCGCUACUAGCAGCGUUCCUGAUCGGUUUAACAAAUGGUUUUCACACCGUUCUUUUGACACAGCUUAUUCUUACAUCCACAACAGACACGAACAACCACGAGAUCUGGAUAACCAGCAACGAUGAUUGGUAUCAAUCGCCGUUUUCUGGCGCCGUGUUUGCUAUCCUAGGCUGUUACUUGUCAGUAAUCGCCAUGGAAAAGCUAGGCAGAAAGAAAUCCACGAUGGUAAUUUUUCAAAUAUCUUUAAUCGGAUGGAUCGUCAUUGGGUUUGCAAGGAAUAUUCUGUACAUCAAGAUUGGAACAACAAUCUGCAGCUUAGGGGUUGGUCUCUUUAGUCCCCUAAUACCGGUUUACAUCGGUGAAAUAACAGAUCCUUCGUUAAGAGGCCUGUUCUUAAGUAUGAUAAACCCGAUAAUGACAUUUGGUGUUCUAAUGGCCGUGACUUUUGGCUCUUUUCUUCACUGGAGAAUCGUCAACUACAUCUGUGAGGCAUGUUUAUUGAUAUGUUGGUCGGCCUGUGUUAUAUCUCAAGAAAGUCCAAUCUGGUUGAUGAACAGAGAUCGAAAGAAAGAGGCGCUGUAUCAUUGGGUCCAUCUUCGAGGAUGGAAAUCAGAAGGAGAAUAUCGUGCCAUGGAAACAGCUAUAAGAAGAAAUGUCGAGCAAAGUAAAUUCGUUGGAUCCACGAUCAUUUCCAGAUUGAAGUACGAUCUGUGUUCAAAAGAUUUCCUGUGGCCCCUGUCCGUGUCGUGUAUGUUGUUCUUCGUGUAUUACUUCUCCGGAUACAAAUUAGUGAAAUACCAUAUGCUUGAUAUUAUCUCAACGACUGUUCAGUCUCGCAGCCUCGUUGCUGAAAUAAUUAUAACGUCGAUGAUCUUUGUUACGGAUAUCGUUGCUUGUUUUUUUGUAUGGAAGUGUAACAGGAGAACGUUGGCCAUAAUUUCUGCAAUGGGCACAAUCUCUUCUCUAUUUGUAUUGAUUCUUUACGUGUACCUUAAUCUUGAAGUAUCGUGGCUGAUUAUUACUUGUUGCUUGUGCUACUAUGUAUUUUUUGGAAUCGGUCUGAUACAUUUGCCAUGGAUAUACUGCGGAGAAUUGUUCCCUAGUAAAUUAAGGAGCUCUGGCAGCAGUAUCGUGCUUGGAUUUUCGUAUAUUUGUUCUGUAGUGGACAGGAUGCUAGCACCAGAAUCGAUCAUACCGCUGGAAAUGCAGGAGCUUUGUAUAAUUUAUUUUGCCUUGUUGCUGGUCGGGAGUAGCUUCUUGAUCUGGAAACUACCGGAAACAAAGGAUAUGACUUUGUUGGAGAUUGAAAGUAUGUUUGACAACGAAUCGGGCGACAACAAUGUGAAUGUGAAUGUUAUGAUGAUCUGAACAAACAAACAUCCUUUAUUCUUGUGAUUGUGUAUGUUUGCGCUUUGCAUUUAUGAUUUGCGAAAUUUGGAUCACUUGGUAAACUAUAAUGAUCGUUGUAGGGCGAGAGUUAGCCUCUUCGAGCGAAAUGCAAAAAGAAACAUUCGAUAAUUGCACAAAAAUCGGCACGCAAGUUUUGCAAUUAUGCCGAUUUAGCUUUAACUGAGAAAUCAAAAUUUAUUUUUCAUUUAUGAUCAAUAAAACCUUUGCCAGCAUGUUUCUUACAUUUUUCUGAUUAAAAUCACACGAAACGCGAUAUAAUCUGCAGCAUAUUUGCUUACGCAAUGAACGAUAAUUAAAUACAUAUCGAUAAGUAAAUAUAAUUUAAAUUAUAUCGCGUUUGAUCUCAUUUUAAUCAGAAAGACCUCACAAAUACGUCAGUAAAAGUUUAAUUUAGAAAAAGUCAGAAGUAAAAAAGUUUCACUUUCGAAUUGGUUCCUAAAUACAUGUCUCAGCGAUAUCUGACGUUGGAUCAUGUUACACUACUCGGCGGUCUCUGCGGGCCAUCGAGCUUCGUGGUGCAUCAAAGGAACCUCUCCUAUGUGGUGCUUUUUUUUAUUAUAGACUGUUUUCUGUAUUGAUUUUUAUAUGGUUGAGCGAUAAGAUUUUGCGAGAGUUAUUCAGGUUAACAAAUAAACUCUGAAUGUUUAUGCAAUUAUGGUAAGCGUAAAGAUAUGAGUGUGUGUAAAGAUAAGCAUAAAUGCUUAAUAAUCGAGUGAAGUGUGACAGAACAUAAAUAUGGCACGUGUUUAUUAUAUACAUAUUGAUAGUCUCCUUAUAAUCGACGCUAUCUGACGCAAUUGAUCACUUGAGUAUACAUAUUUACACGUAUAUGUGUAUUCGAAUGGUUGUAUCAGCGGUAAUACUAAAACAGUGUCGGGUAAACAUUAUUUUUUGCUAUCAAUAUCUUGAAUAAGAUGUUAAUUAUGAAAGAAUAUUAAUUGAAAUAAUUGGAUUUGUUGAACUUGUUGAAUUUGUAUAAUAGAUACGACUGAGGUAACGUAAUUGAUAGAAUUAUAUCACAUCACAACUAUACACAUCGCUAGACUAAUGUUAAAUCUUUUAGUAUUUAAUUCCUCUUAACGAUUACGAGGCUUUAACUCUUUAAUUAAGAGGAAUUAACGAUUAAGAAGGUUAAGUAGAGUCAUCAAGAAUUAUAAUACAAAUUUUUAAAGAAAUCGCAAUGAUAAAAUACUUAAGAGGAAAAAUAAUCCUCUACCCAUACACUUUGAAAAAUGGCACGUUAAUAGUUGCAAUUCUAUUCCCAAUUAACUGAAUUACAUUUUGGGAAGUCUUUUGAGAAAGGAAUUAAACUUGACUUCAAUAUUGUACAAAUUAUGUAAUGAGUUAAUAAUUCCUUUCUUGACUUUAAUUAUUCGUGUAUGUUACUACAUGUACCAUAAUCGUAAUGAAAUUACUUCAUAAUAUAUCGAAAAUUUUGUAUAAUCGAUUUUUCUUACAAAUUAACUCUGCUGCAGUCGACUAAUUUUUCUAUGAUAAAAUCACUGUUAUUCAGAAAAUUAUGCACACUAACGUGAUGCUGCUUUCUUUAUUCGUAAUGUAAUGAAUUUUUUUAACGACAAAGGAACAUGGUAAAAAUUAUAACAACGUCAACCUUCUUUUAUUUAGAAGAUUUUAUCAAGAAGAUAUCCUUUAUUUAGUAUUUUUCGCUACAAAAAUUGUUAAUACUUUCUUUAAAUGUAGUUAAGAACUCAUAAUAUAUUUAAAGGGCGUCCGAGAGAAAUAAAGGUUAAAUUAAAAAUUU